ACGGCCGCGCCGCUCUGCACCUGGCGUCAUCACGGCGCGCCGGCUCUGCGCCGCGGACCCCUGCAGAGACACUAGCCCAAGGGCUCCGCCAUGUGUCAAGCCGGUGUGGACUACGCCGGGCUGGCGCAGCGGGAGCCUCCGCCCGCGGCGCGGCUUGGCCGGGAGCAGAAGUGUGUGAAGUGCGCAGACGGCCGGCCGGUGGUGGUGAUCCGGGCGGGAGAUGCCUUUUGCAGGGAUUGUUUCAAGGCCUUCUAUGUCCACAAGUUCAGAGCCAUGCUGGGGAAGAACCGGCUCAUCUUUCCUGGUGAGAAGGUGCUCUUGGCAUGGUCUGGGGGGCCUUCGUCCAGCUCCAUGGUCUGGCAAGUUCUUGAGGGCCUGAGUCAAGAUUCUGCCAAACGGCUACGCUUUGUACCAGGGAUCAUCCAUAUUGAUGAGGGAGCAGCCUGUGGCCAGAGCCCAGAAGAUAGAGAAAAGACUCUGGCUGAGAUGAAGCUGGUCCUGCAGAGCACUGGCUUCCCAUGGCACAUGGUCACCUUAGAGGAGGUAUUCAGCUUGCCACCAUCAGUGCUGCGCUGUGCUGCCCAGGAACCAGAAGGGACAGAAGAGACCUACAAGGCAGCUGUGGACAACUUUCUGCAACAGCAGCAUGUGCUUGGGGCUGCGGGCAGUGCCAGCUCAACUCAGGGGGAAGAGCAUCUACACCCAUACCACAGCCAGGAACCCCCAGGCAUGGCUAGGUCCCCUACAGCAGCUCAGACUGAGGCCUUGUCUAGGCUGUUCAGUUCCAUAAAGACGCUGACAGCUAAAGAGGAGCUUUUGCAGACCCUGAGGAACCACCUGAUCCUCCAUGUGGCACGAUCCUAUGGCUACUGCAAGGUGAUGACUGGGGAGAGCUGUACCCGCUUGGCUAUCAAACUCAUGACAAACCUGGCCCUGGGGAGAGGAGCCUUUCUUGCCUGGGAUACGGGCUUCUCUGAUGAGCGCCACGGGGAUGUGGUACUGGUGCGGCCCAUGCGGGAUCACACACUGAAGGAAGUGGCCUUCUACAACCACCUGUUUGCAGUUCCCUCAGUCUUCACACCAGCCAUUGAUACCAAGGCCCCUGAAAAGGCCAGCAUCCACCGGCUGAUGGAAGCCUUCAUCCUGAAGCUGCAGAUGCAGUUUCCCUCCACAGUCAGUACUGUGUAUAGGACAAGUGAGAAGUUGGUUAAGGCCCCCCGGGAGGGCUGUGCCGCUGGCCCCUCAGGCCCCCACUGCCUCCUAUGCAUGUGUGUGCUGGACAUCGACACUGCUGACAGUGCCACGGCCUUUGGAGCUCAGUCCUCACAUCUCUCCCAGAUGCUGCCGGGUGAGGCUGGGAUGCCUGCCCCACCCUGCUGCUGUGCAGGGGAGGGCCAGGCUCAGAGCUGCCGUAGGGCAGUCUGUAGAAGGGGGGCCGCGCAGACCUGCAUCACAGAGCAGCUGUGCUACAGCUGCCGGGUGAACAUGAAGGACCUGCCCUCUCUGGACCCACUACCUCCUUACAUCCUAGCUGAAGCUCAGCUCCGCAGCCAAAGGGCCUGGGUCACCCGGGAAAUGCAGGAGUAUCUGAUCAAAGACAGUGAUGACGAAGAUGAAAAAGAAUAGACAGGCAGAGCUGAGCCUUGAGGACACCACCAUGCAGAGCCAUCAACAUCGAGCAGGAAAGCAGGGAUACAG
Messenger RNA from Nannospalax galili (Upper Galilee mountains blind mole rat), 1698 nucleotides. RefSeq names its product cytosolic thiouridylase subunit 2 (gene Ctu2). The transcript is spliced from 15 exons. Gene Ontology annotation, biological process: tRNA wobble position uridine thiolation. NCBI's taxonomy places the organism in Eukaryota, Metazoa, Chordata, Mammalia, Rodentia, Spalacidae. The coding region runs from base 91 to 1626 and encodes 511 amino acids. The record is from RefSeq and is a predicted model, not a curated record. Gene Ontology annotation, molecular function: tRNA binding; sulfurtransferase activity. Gene Ontology annotation, cellular component: cytosol.